AUGGGGCGCAAGCGCAAACAGGUAGACCCAGGUGUGGCAAGCAAUCUCCCACCCUGUCGUGUCUGUGGGGCCCCAGGUUCCGGACUGCACUAUGGGGUCAACACCUGUGAGGCCUGCAAGGGCUUCUUCCACCGAAGUCUGAAGAUCUGGACACAGUACAAGUGUGACAUGACUGGACAGUGUCCGGUUGAGCCUGGACGAAGUAAACUAUGUCACCUGUGUCGUUAUAAUAGAUGUCUGGCAGUGGGGAUGGCUAAGGAAGCAAUAAAAACAGGGAGAUACACAUCGACGAAAAGAACAAAAGAUAUUCUAGAAAUCAGACAACUUCAAGAAAAACAGACUUUGUCUGCAGUGUCUUUAGAUAGACACAUUUCAGAACAUCUUAGUCCAACUGGCACAUUCUCUACCAUUGAUAAUGAACAAAGUUUUAGUUCUGUCAGCCAAACUGGCAUGUUUACACCAGUGUCUAGAAACACCAGCGGGCAGUUUUCCUUAGAAAGUAUGUUGAAGUUUAACCCAGAAUUAUCAGAGCCCUUAAUUCACCAUGAUCAGCUACGACUGAAAGAAACCCCAAGCCUCAGAGAAGGUAGAUUUGUGGAAGCAAACACAGACAAAAUACCUCACGACUGUGCCACAAAUAACCAGAUACAAAAGACACAUUUGGACAGCUCACCUGGGCAUGGAUUAGAGUCAUUACUUUCUCUAGAAGAAGACACCGAGCUGCUUCAAGGACAGCAGCUGCAACAGCAGUUGUUAUCAUCCUCUUCAUUAACACCAUUAUCAAUGACAUCACCGGAGGAGAUAACAUCCUUACCCAUCCUGGAAGAAGAAGUGUCUAUGCCUCUUAUUGCCUGCUCAUCGAUAGCUUCAGUGUCACUAUCUUCCAAUACAUCACCAAGCAGUACAGGACAACUCUCUGGAAAUAUGCUUGAAGGAACAGCAUCAAUGUCCAUCAGUUUAUGCUCACCCAGAAGCCAUGAAUCAUUAUCUGAUGCCUAUGGCAUGUACACCACAACAUUGUUACAAUCCCCUUCACGAACCUCCACCACCUCACCAAAGCUAGCCACAAUGUCACCUGUUUGCUUGGCUGUAGCACCUUCUGUUGCUCCAUCAGCAACAUCAUCACUCCUGCAAAUUGACCCUCAGGAUUCUGAGUUUGUUAUUGCAAUCGACUCCUGUUCUACUGACUGGAGUAUAGACUCUGUCUCAAAGAUCUACAAAGAUAAGGAUCUGAUCAUCAGAACACUGAUUGCUGCUGAUGAGAGCUCAUUGAUUCCCGUCUUUGGCCAGAUGACGGAUGAAGAAAUCCUGCAACAGCAGCUAGAACACUUAGAAGCUUGUCGGCUGAAGAGGGAGAUGUUUGGUCCACUGACAAAGCUGCCAGACCAUGAGUAUGAUUAUAUUUUUGUGACUACUGGACUGGACACAGAUGACCGUCAGAAACUGCUCAAUGACAUGGGUGAAUGCCUGGAGAAAAUGAUUAGGGCAAUGGUCAAGUUUUGCAAGGCCAUCCCAGACUCCAGACAAGAAUUUUACAUCUUCAUCACCUACAAAUGUGUCGAUUACGAGAAGAAGAUUCUCAGAGGAUUCGACUUGCAAUGGAAAUGUGAGAAUGAGCUUCUAAAGCUGCCAUCUGCAGCUGACGCCAGAAUCCAUGCGGAGACACUGGAUGGCUAUUUGAAGUUCUGCCAAAGUCUGCGAAGUCUAAAUUUAUCCUACAAUGAGCUGGUUGUGAUACGAGCUCUGAUCGCCAUGGCUCCAGACAGAGACAAGCCUGUGAACUCAGCCCUAGCUCGGGAGAUCCACUGGCAGUUGACCCUGUGCCUCAUUCACCUGCUGUCCCAGAGAUACCCCAACCCUUUCUCUGUGUUUGCCAGAAUCAUGGACAGGCUCACCGAGGCUCGAACACAGACCGAAGGUGUUAUCUACUUUCUGAAGAAGAUGAAAAUGGACAAGUAUUCUCACGUGAUGUACAAUCCACUGCUGAAGGAAAUGUUUGGAGGCAUCUUCUUCAACAAUGAUGAGGAUGACUGGGGUGAAAAUGUUUGA
Messenger RNA from Candidula unifasciata, 2049 nucleotides. Lineage: Eukaryota; Metazoa; Mollusca; Gastropoda; Stylommatophora; Geomitridae. The record is from the annotation of a GenBank genome assembly.